AGGACGCUCGCCCUCAGGGCCCGGCGAACUGCAGGCUCCACAAUGCCCUUGGCCCGCAGCGGGCAUGCGCGGCCGGCCCCGCCAGGCCCACCCGCCCCGUUCCCGCCCGCCGCCGGGCGGGGACAGCGUGAGCGAGGAGGCGGCCGGGGCCGGGCGGGCCGGGCCGAGGGGCGGUCGCUGCCGCGGGCGGCAGUGUUCAGAGUAGCAGUGGCGUUAAUGAUCCCCAAAAGCAGGAUUUCCAAAAUGCAUGUGUCCCCCCUCCCCGGAGCAGCUCGCCGCCCGUCUCCCAGGACAUGCUCAGCUCCGUGAAGCAGCGCGGUGUUUGUUUCAGUGUGGCCGCCCGUCGGGGAUUUGCAGGAACACUGCAGCAAAUCAUCCUGCAUGCAAGGCUGACCUCUGGGAGGCUAACAAAUUGAGUGUUACCCUCUGCCUCCUGGGAAAGUUUCUUAUCCCAGGUCUACUGCUGCUGACAGCACUUUAUAACUGAUCUCAGCUUGGGGGACUGAGGAACCAUGGACAGUGAUUGCUUGCCUUUACUCCCUCGGUGCAGCCUCUCUUGGGUCCUUGCCCUCACCAUGUCAAAGAGUGUUAAUGAUGUGUUCCCUCUCCAUUGCAUUCCCCACCUGUCAUCCUGCUAGGAUCUGACUACAGAAUGAACAUAGCAGCUGUGUUCAAUGCCCUGCUCGUGUCCGUCCUCGCUGCCGUGCUGUGGAAGUACAUCAAACUGUGCGACCAUGCCGCCACGGUGGAGGAGGAGCUGGUCCUCAUGCGCCAGUCCCAGGAGCUCUCUGAGGCUCAGAUUGACUACCACGCAGCUCUGCAGGCCCUGGUGGAGAACGGCACCAGGAUGGUGUGCACUGGCAGGAUGCACACCGACCGCAUCUGCCGCUUUGAGUCCCUCUGCUACUCCACCGAGGCCGAGGAGUUUGUCUACUUUCACAGCAACUCCUCCGUCAUGCUGCCCAACCUGGGCUCCCGGAGGUUCCAGCCGGCUCUGCUUGACCUCUCCUCUGUGGAAGAUCACAACACCCAGUACUUCAACUUUGUGGAGCUGCCAGCUGCUGCGCUGAAGUUCAUGCCAAAGCCGGUCUUUGUGCCCGACGUGGCGCUGAUUGCCAACAGGUUCAACCCAGACAACCUGAUGCACGUCUUUCAUGACGACCUCCUCCCCAUCUAUUACACCAUGCAGCAGUUCUCUGACUUAGAUCUGGAGGCAAGACUCUUCUUCAUGGAAGGGUGGAGUGAAGGUGUUCACUUUGACCUCUACAAGUUACUGAGUAACAAGCAGCCGCUCCUCAGGGAGGAGCUUAAAACCCUGGGCAGGCUCCUCUGCUUUACCAAAUCCUAUGUGGGGCUGUCCAAAAUCACCACCUGGUACCAGUACGGAUUUGUCCAGCCACAAGGGCCAAAGGCUAACAUCUUGGUUUCUGGUAAUGAGAUCAGGCAGUUCACCAAAUUCAUGAUGCAGAAACUGAACAUCAGCUUGGAGGAAAGCUCCAGUGAGGAGUACAUCGUAGUGUUCAGUCGGACAAUCAACAGACUUAUCCUAAAUGAGGCAGAACUAAUCCUGGCUCUCGCUCAGGAGUUUCAGAUGAAAACCAUUUCGGUCUCUCUGGAGGAGCAUUCAUUUUCUGACAUCGUCCGGUUGAUCAGCAAUGCGUCCAUGCUGGUCAGCAUGCACGGGGCCCAGUUAGUCAUGUCGCUCUUCCUGCCGAGAGGGGCCACCGUGGUGGAGCUCUUCCCAUAUGCUAUCAACCCCGAACACUACACCCCCUACAAAACCCUGGCAACCCUUCCUGGAAUGGACCUGCACUACAUUGCCUGGCAGAACACCGACAGGGAAGACACCGUAACCUACCCGGACAGGCCUUGGGAUCAGGGUGGGAUUGCUCACCUGGACAAGGCUGAGCAGGAGCGCAUCAUCAAGAGCACGGAGGUGCCGCGGCACCUGUGCUGCCGCAACCCUGAGUGGCUGUUCCGUGCCUACCAGGACACAAAGGUGAACAUCCCAUCCCUCAUACACGUGAUCAGGCAGACUGUGAAGUCGAAGCCCGGACCCAAGAAGCAGAAGUGGUCUGGUAGCCUCUACCCUGGCAAAGUGAGGGAUGCCAAGUGCCAGGCCUCUGUCCAGGGCACAAGUGAAGCUAAACUUGCUGUGUCCUGGCAGAUCCCCUGGAAUCUGAGGUAUCUCAAGGUCAGAGAAGUAAAAUACGAAGUGUGGAUACAAGAGCAAGGGGAAAACACUUACAUGCCUUAUAUAUUGUCCCAUCAGAAUCACACCUUCUCAGAAAACAUUAAGCCCUUCACGAUAUACCUGGUGUGGAUACGCUGCAUCUUCAACAAAAAUCUUCUGGGACCUUUUGCAGAUGUGCUCUUGUGUAGUACAUAACCUGCUGCACUACCUGUACAGCUCUAACCUGCUCUCCAAUCCAUCUGUGGUUUAAAACUUCACGUCUUGUAGUUUGUAGAGGGCUGAAGAGGACCAGUGCCUAAGUGUCCAUUUUAUUGCACUCCACAUGUAUUCUUUCAAUGGUAUUUAUUUCCAGUGAGUGUUUGGAAAAAAAAUAAAGAGAAACCUCUGUGUUCUUCAGAGUAACUUCCAGAGGUUAAAUUACAUGCUGAAUACAUGUAGUUGAAAACAGAAUGGAAGUGAAUUGUGUGUACCUUGGUCGUGAUUUAAAUUUGUUCCUAUUGUGUGGUGACUAUUUAAGCACAGCGUUAAAGCGCAGUUAAUUCCAUGGCUAAGUGGGCAAUUCUCAUCUGCUUUUUCACUGUGAGUUAUAUUUUUCUGUAACUCUUGACUGUAACUUUGAGUUCAAGAUUUUGUACGAGAGCCUUCAUUAAACUGCUGUAAACCUCCUCAA
This is a messenger RNA of Passer domesticus (house sparrow), 2864 nucleotides long. It is a transcript of the gene POMGNT2, whose product is annotated as protein O-linked mannose N-acetylglucosaminyltransferase 2 (beta 1,4-). The coding region runs from base 653 to 2389 and encodes 578 amino acids. Gene Ontology annotation, molecular function: protein O-acetylglucosaminyltransferase activity; protein binding. The transcript is spliced from 4 exons. NCBI's taxonomy places the organism in Eukaryota, Metazoa, Chordata, Aves, Passeriformes, Passeridae. The record is from RefSeq and is a predicted model, not a curated record. Gene Ontology annotation, biological process: protein O-linked glycosylation via mannose. Gene Ontology annotation, cellular component: endoplasmic reticulum.